Molecule: messenger RNA, 2192 nt
Organism: Polistes dominula (European paper wasp)
Lineage: Eukaryota; Metazoa; Arthropoda; Insecta; Hymenoptera; Vespidae
Gene: MESK2
Product: misexpression suppressor of KSR 2
Source: RefSeq, a predicted model, not a curated record
UGACCAGUCCAUGGUCGAAGCCGUAAGAUCAAGCCAAUAGUGACCGUGCGGUGCCUACGGGAACACGUUUCGGUUCGUCAGUUUCGUUUGCGGGUACGUUCCCUAAUACAGUAGUACGUGGAUAUAAAAGGAGAAAAAGAGAAGUAGUACAAAGGGAGUCUCCAUCUUUGUUUAUUCAGUCGAGUAGUUGUCUAGCUAGGUCGAGUGGAAAGGAAAUAACGAAAGGGGACGAAGAAGAAGAAGAAGAAAAGAAGAGAAGGAAGGGUCUUUUGGUCAUCGUUGUCUCAUAGUCUACUACACUUACUUAUUAUAUACUACUGUCUAUUUAUUCGAUCGCUAAGUAUAUCAAGAAGAUAAAGGAAAACUGCAACUCUUCUUCAGCAAUACCAGUAUUCAGCGGCGAGAAUCGCGUAGCAGGACUAGCAAAGAAGAGGAAAGUUGGCGAGGCGGGCGAAGCGAGGCGAGGGGAGGGGAAGGGAGAGGAAGCUACUCUUCGAGGAAGACUUUGGGAGAGCGAGCAAGCGGCUCAUUUUUCGAAGGAGACCAGUUGUCAUCGUGGGUGAGGAAACGUGGCGAGGAACGCCAUGCCGGCAGGUAUUGGCGCUUCGUACAGGUCCUUAGGCGACCUGGGCGAAGACGUUUACAAAAGCACGACGAUCGUCGACCAGACCCAGAGCACCGGCCAAAGCGUUCUCGAGAGCGUCAAGAAGGCUUUCAGCUUCGCUUCCCCUAAAGUGGAGAUCAGGAAAAAGGAUCCAUUGAUCGAGGAUCGACGAGAGAGCGUAUCGAUCGUAUCAAGUUCGAGCAAUGGGACUUUGGCUAUUACGGAUGGUCGGAGUUUAGGACCGGAAGUUGCUACCGCGACUAUUGAUCGACCUCAACUAGAAAAGCAGGCCACGAGGGACAGAAACAAGAUGCCGACCGCCGCCACAGCCGAGAAAACUGCACUUUUGGGCACGAUGCCUUCGUGCAUGCGAGAUAGUAUGGACGAUAUCGAGCUGAAGAAUAUUCAGUUACAAUUUCCGGCGCUGAGGUAUUUGUCGAGAGACGAUAGUUCUGUACGAGAGGAAAGAGUAGAACUGGACAAAGGUAGUCUGCUUGUUGCCGUACAAGGAAACCAGUCGAAACCAGCGAUUCUUACUUAUCACGAUUUAGGCCUUAAUUAUAUCUCGAGCUUCCAGGCGUUCUUCAAUUACAUCGAUAUGCGUGUUCUCCUUGAAAAUUUUUGCGUCUAUCACGUCAAUGCCCCUGGUCAAGAAGAAAAUGCCCCGGCGUUUCCGGAGGAUUACAUUUAUCCGUCCAUGGAGGAAUUAGCAGAACAGCUGCUUUUUGUUCUUGGUCAUUUUGGCUUAAGAUCUGUCAUUGGUUUUGGAGUUGGUGCGGGUGCCAAUAUAUUGGCUAGAUUUGCACUUGCACAUCCAGAAAAGGUCAAUGCACUGUGCCUGAUCAAUUGCGUAUCUACGCAAGCAGGAUGGAUCGAAUGGGGUUACCAGAAGCUCAACGUUCGUCAUCUGAGGUCACAAGGAAUGACGCAAAGCGUCCUUGAUUAUCUGAUGUGGCAUCAUUUUGGCAGGGGUACGGAAGAAAGAAACCACGAUCUCGUUCAAGUGUACAGGAAUUAUUUCGGACAUCGCGUUAAUCCGAUAAAUCUAGCAUUGUUCAUCGACAGUUAUCUGCGACGUACUGAUUUGAACAUCACCAGAGAACUGGAUCCUACACGCAAGAAGGAAGGUCUUACGCUUAGCGUACCAGUCAUGAACAUCACGGGUGCUCUGAGUCCGCACGUGGACGAUACGGUCACGUUAAAUGGACGGUUAGAUCCAACGAACAGCACCUGGAUGAAGAUCUCCGAUUGCGGUAUGGUCCUCGAGGAACAACCGGGCAAAGUAAGCGAGGCAUUUCGACUGUUUCUUCAAGGCGAAGGAUAUGUGGCCCCACUUUCGCCAUUGAAGAUGGCCGACUAUAGAUUGGCUUCUCUGGAAGGACUGAAUCAUGUUUGCAGCAAGAAAAUCGAUUGGCCUACAGCGACUAUACACAUCACUGAGAAUCCUAUAUCGGAAGCGGUUGUUUGUUAAAUGUUUCUCGAUGAAUCUCAACCACCAACACCACCACCACCAACCCCCUAUUGAAUUUUUCUUUAAUUAUAAGACUUACCUAAUCUAUACGAUAGAUCAGACGACACGACGACUAGA